Messenger RNA from Grus americana (Whooping crane), 1089 nucleotides. Its product is annotated as discoidin, CUB and LCCL domain-containing protein 2-like. Bases 462 to 944 code for a protein of 160 amino acids. The transcript has 6 exons. NCBI's taxonomy places the organism in Eukaryota, Metazoa, Chordata, Aves, Gruiformes, Gruidae. The record is from RefSeq and is a predicted model, not a curated record.
UUUAGUGCCUACACUAAGUCAAGGACCUUUCAGCUUCUCACGCCUUGCCAGGUGCACAAGAAGCUGGGAGGGGAUGCAGCCAGGACAGCUGACCCAGAUUGGCCAAAGGGAUAUUCCCUAAUAUAUAGCAUCAUGAUUCAUAUAUAACUGGGGAAGCGAGUUGGGCGGUAGAGUCACUGCUUGGAAACAGACUGGGCAUCAGGUUGUUUUAUUUGCCGUUUGCAUGUGGUGAGCAAUUGCAUUUGUGCAUCAGUUGUAUUAUUAGUAGUAGUAGUAGUAUUAUUUUCUCUUCCUUUGUUAUGCUAUUAAACUGUCUUUAUCUCAAGCCAUGAGUUUGUUUUCCCAUUCCCCUCCUCAUCCCCUUGAGGUGGGGGGAGUGAGCGAGUUGCUGCGUGGUGCUUAACUGCCGGCUGGGGCUAAACCACGACAAUGAGAAAAAAGGCCGUGCUCCUAAAAUCACCAUGCCACCCCCACCUCAGAACAAGAAUGAUGACUUCAGUGAUGACUUCAUUCAUUCAGUGAAGACUUCAUUGCAGACAGAUAAAACAACUUUCACACCUGAAAUAAAAAACACCACAGUGACUCCAAGUGUAACCAAAGAUGUGGCAUUGACAGCAGUUCUGGUUCCAGUGCUGGUGAUGGUCUUCACUACUCUGAUUCUUAUCUUAGUUUGUGCGUGGCAUUGGAGAAACCGCAAGAAAAAAACUGAGGGCACUUACGAUCUACCUUACUGGGAUCGUGCAGGGUGGUGGAAAGGAAUGAAGCAGUUUCUCCAAACGAAAUCAGCAGAACAUGAAGAAACUCCCGUACGCUACAGCAGCAGUGAAAUUGGUCACCUAAGACCAAGAGAAGUCCCAACAAUGCUGCAAACAGAGUCUGCAGAGUAUGCUCAGCCACUGGUAGGGGGAAAUUGUCGGCACGCUUCAUCAGAGAUCAACCUUUAAACCAGAGGAAGGGAAAGAAGCAAGUUACGCCGAUUUGGACCCUUACAAUUCACCCAUACAAGAAGUUUACCAUGCUUAUGCUGAACCGCUACCUAUAACGGGACCGGAAUAUGCAACUCCAAUAAUCAUGGACAUGUCCAACCAU